ACGACAUGUACCGCGGCCGAGUGUAACGACACAGCUACUUAGCUAGCUAAUUAGCUAGCUUAUAGAGCCUCGGACUUAAUUGUCCACGGAAGUCAUUGAGGUUCAGCGGUUUUAUUUAUCUUAAACUACAGCAUAUAUGUAGCUAAUUUAUAAUUUCAAUGGCGUUCAAUGGCCACCAACGCGACGAUGAAACUAUCGACAAAGACGAAACGCCCACGAAGCAGCCGCGGUCUAACAAGGAGAUGCCCGGUUAUUACAGGAACGAGCCCAACAAUGAGGCAUCCGCGUCCGCAGGAAGAGCCGCAUCCGACCGGCGGACCUCCAACUCGACGGCGAGGCAGCGGAUCGACUCGGUGAAGAAAACAAGGCCGCCAUUUCCCUGGUUUGGGAUGGACAUUGGAGGCACCCUGGUGAAGCUGGUGUAUUUCGAGCCCAAAGACAUCACAGCAGAGGAGGAGCAGGAAGAGGUGGAGAACCUCAAGAGCAUCCGGCGCUACCUAACCUCCAACACUGCCUAUGGUAAAACAGGCAUCAGGGACGUGCACCUGGAGCUACAGGACCUAACACUGUGCGGCAGGACAGGGAACCUGCACUUCAUCCGCUUCCCCACGCACGACCUGCCAGCCUUCCUGCAGAUGGGCCGCAACAAGCACUUCUCCAGCCUCCACACCACCCUCUGUGCCACAGGAGGGGGGGCGUACAAGUUCGAGUCUGAUUUCCGCACGAUGGCGGACCUGCAGCUUCACAAGCUGGAUGAGCUGGACUGUUUGAUCAAAGGGGUGUUAUACAUCGACUCGGUGGUGUCCAGCGGACCCUCAGAGUGCUACUACUUUGAAAACCCCACCGACCCCGAUCGUUGCAUCCAGAGGCCCUACACACUGGAGAACCCUUAUCCUCUGCUGCUGGUCAACAUAGGGUCUGGGGUCAGCAUCCUGGCCGUCUACUCUGAGAGCAACUACAAACGAGUUACAGGGACCAGCCUUGGCGGUGGGACCUUCCUGGGCCUGUGUUGCCUGCUGACUGGCUGCUCUACUUUCGAGGAGGCUCUAGAAAUGGCUUCUCAAGGGGAGAGCACCCGAGUGGACAAGCUGGUUCGGGACAUCUAUGGGGGCGACUAUGAGAGGUUUGGGCUGCCAGGCUGGGCUGUGGCCUCAAGUUUUGGCAACAUGAUGUCGAAGGAGAAGAGGGAGUCGGUGUCCAAAGAGGACCUGGCCAGGGCAACACUGGUCACCAUCACUAAUAACAUCGGCUCCAUCACCAGGAUGUGUGCUCUAAAUGAGAACAUAGAGAGAGUGGUGUUUGUGGGCAACUUCCUCAGAGUGAACACUCUCUCCAUGAAGCUGUUGGCCUAUGCCAUGGACUACUGGUCUAAAGGACAGCUCAAGGCACUCUUCCUCCAGCACGAGGGUUACUUUGGAGCGGUUGGAGCCCUACUGGAGCUCCUGCAUCCGUCCUAAUCCGUCCAAACUACACCCAAAGAAGUAGUUGUUAAUCUGCUGCAAAGACCAUUAGCACUUUAGUCUGUUCAGAUGAAUUCCACACUGUUGUGCCAGCUAUUAUUCAGUUACUGGUCAGUUUUGAUUGUGACAGGCAAGCUGUCCAAAAUUUGGAGGUCCUGUUUCAUUCUCAUAAAUCAAGGUGCUUUGUAAAAUGGUGGCUUCUAAAUGUUGAUACAUAUCUACUGUUGUGGUCAGUGGAUGGAAGUCUGUGUCCUGCCCUCACCAAAGUUGUAUGCAGAAAAGUCGACAGUCAUCGUCAGCAGGACUUUUCAGAAACAAGCUAAGUUUGGUCUAAAACAUCUCAAGGAAAUUCACCACAGUUGCCUGAAAUACUGUAGGUCAAAAAUUACUCAUCAUCACGUAGUCUUCUUGUGGACUGAACUUACCGUCAGUGAGUAUCAGGUCCUGGGCCAAAUAUGUGCAAGUACUUUGUAAGGUUUAUGUUACUCAAUGUAGGUAGCAGGUGGAUGGGGGUUUAUUCAAUUGGACAAUAGUGUGUGAGUUUAUACUGUGGGUGCUUGAACAUAAAGAUCAUCAGAUGAAAGAUUUUCCCAGAAAAGCAUCAUUCAUCAUUGUUGAUUUGCAGAAUAUGUUGUUGAGUUAUAGUUUGGUCUAUAAAAUAUCAGAAAAGUUUAAAAUGUCCAACAUUAGUUUCCAGAAGUUGACUUAAAAGAUUCUAGAUUUGGCUGAUCAAUAUCAAUAAUUCUAAACCCAAAGAUACUUAGUUUACUAUCAUAUAAAUUAAAAAAAUGCAGGAAAUCUUCAUGUUUUAAGAAGCUGGAACCACCAAUUACUGUUUUUGCAAUUCUAUUGAUUAUCUGCCUAUUGAUCGACAGAUCCUUUCAGCAGUUGUAAAUGAACGCCAACAGCACUGGUUGGUUUUAUAAAAUACAUGCUGAGCCGAUUGAUUGAGCUGAGAUGAUUGAACUGUGCAGCUGAAAGCACUCACUACAGACUGUAGCACGACUGACCCUCUGUCAGACAAGAUAUCUUCAGUCCUGCCACUAGGCUGAAACCAAACACUGAGACUCAUUUACAACCACUUAAUAGUGUUUUAUCUUCUGUUAGCAUGUAUGUGUUGUCACCAGUUCAACUUUGAAUGAGGGUUUGAAUGAUAAAUUAUUUUUUAACAGUUGCUGCAAAAAAAGCGGGCAGAUUUUCCUCACUGGGUGUUGACACACAUUUAAAUUUACAUUUUACAUUUCAGCCUCCAUUAGCAUCAUAAUUGAUAAAAAUGCACAUUGUCACCAUUUCCUCAGAUGUAUUCUUUAAUCAUAAAAUUAACAGUCAUUUGUUUGUCAUUUGUAAAUUGUUUCUGCCUCUUUAAACGGUAAAUAUCUUCCUGUUACAGUAGUUUUUCUAACUGGGAUCUCAGUAUUGGUUAAGUUUAUGAAACAAAUUGUUUACUCCAGGCUGUUUUUAGCAACAGUGCUAGUAUCAGGAAAUCUAGACAAUCAGUUUCGGGGUUUGUUAGACUGUACUGUAAUGUAUGAGUGAUACAUUUAAGUCCCUUUCUGACUCCAAACCCCUGCCCUGCUGAAGUGUCCUUGUGCCACUGCAUCCAUCCCCUUGUAGAGAGAAAUCAGAGCAAGUUGAAAGCUGUUAAGAAAUGUGAAAAUGGAACAUGGAGGUAAAAUCAGGACACUAUAUCCCUGAAUUUUUCCAAGGAUCAAGAAAACUUCUUUUGAUGCAGAAACUUGAUGCACACCUCCAGUGGAGGUUCUGAGCCCUGUGAUCCCCCAAACCAUUUCUGUGUUGUUGAUCAUGUUUAGUAUACGCUCAAAUAUUAAUGUUUUGAAUUUAAUGUACUUCUUGGUCAGUCCCCCUGAGGCUUUUGUUUUAUAAGAGGACUUCAGCAAGGUAGAACUUGAAAACUGUUCAAGCUUAUGUCUCCGAUGUGUUACCAGAGUUGUUACUCUUUCCAUCAUUUUAUUUUAUGCUUAUCCGUCCCAUUUUAAUGUAAUCUUUUUGUUUUCCGUUAUCGGUCCAUCGAUGGAUUACAGGGACCAUAGUGAAUCAUAAUCUACCUAAUGAAGGGAUUUGACUCCCGAAACAGUUGGAAAUUCGGUGGACACAGUUUUUCAUCUGUCAGGUAUCUGAGAUAAUGUAUCUGCAAGUUAUACAGUGAGUUCAUUUUAAAUGAAGUGCCUGUCAUGCUUUAUGUAUAGAAUGCAUACAACAAAGUGAUUUAAAAUGAGAUGAACUGAUGUGUAAUUCUCAAGGUUUCCCUCUAUUGUUUGCUUCUAUGCUGCAAAGAAAACAUACCUCUUUUGUAACAGAUCGCAAAUUUCUUAUUGCACUGUCCCUAUUAAAUACAAACCUUUC
This is a messenger RNA of Chelmon rostratus (copperband butterflyfish), 3824 nucleotides long. RefSeq names its product pantothenate kinase 2 (gene pank2). The record is from RefSeq and is a predicted model, not a curated record. Gene Ontology annotation, cellular component: cytosol; nucleus. Bases 159 to 1457 code for a protein of 432 amino acids. Lineage: Eukaryota; Metazoa; Chordata; Actinopteri; Chaetodontiformes; Chaetodontidae. Gene Ontology annotation, biological process: coenzyme A biosynthetic process. The transcript is spliced from 7 exons. Gene Ontology annotation, molecular function: ATP binding; pantothenate kinase activity.